AUGGAGUGGCAUCGCUUCCCCACCUCCUUCCUCCUCCCCUCGCCUCUCCACCGAGCUGCUUUUAUCGAUGAUGGCUUUAAGGGCCUGCUGCCCAUCCCCUUUGACCCGGAACAAGGCGGCACGGAGUCUGCUCCCACUUACUUCAACGACAGGAACCAAGCCACGCCCGAGCAAUUCGGCGUGCUGCCCAUCCCCUUGGACCCGGAACAAGGCGGGACCAAGUCCGCUCCUUCUUAUCGUGCUCGGAUGAAGGGCGUGCUGCCCAUCCCCUUGGACCCGGAACAAGGCGGGACCAAGUCCGCUCCUUCUUAUCGUGCUCGGAUGAAGGGCGUGCUGCCCAUCCCCUUGGACCCGGAACAAGGCGGGACCAAGUCCGCUCCUUCUUAUCGUGCUCGGAUGAAGGGCGUGCUGCCCAUCCCCUUGGACCCGGAACAAGGCGGGACCAAGUCCGCUCCUUCUUAUCGUGCUCGGAUGAAGGGCGUGCUGCCCAUCCCCUUGGACCCGGAACAAGGCGGGACCAAGUCCGCUCCUUCUUAUCGUGCUCGGAUGAAGGGCGUGCUGCCCAUCCCCUUGGACCCGGAACAAGGCGGGACCAAGUCCGCUCCUUCUUAUCGUGCUCGGAUGAAGGGCGUGCUGCCCAUCCCCUUGGACCCGGAACAAGGCGGGACCAAGUCCGCUCCUUCUUAUCGUGCUCGGAUGAAGGGCGUGCUGCCCAUCCCCUUGGAGGUGGGGCUGAGUCCGCUGCCUCUUACUGCAACGACAGGAAGCAAGCCACGCCCGGGAGCAGUUCGUGAGUCGGGGGCGGGGGCGUUGCUUGUCUUGAGUGAGUUUAUCUGGUGGAGCCGCCCUCUCAUGCCUACCUGCCGUGUGCUCGUCUCCUUCUCUUGCACCCAAUGCUCCCCUCCAUCCCUCCCCCAGCUGCCGGCCGCCCCUCGCUGUGCAUUAAGCAUCACGCGCCAGCUGGAUGAGUCUCUGUGUGACUGUCCGGUUGAGCUGCUGGACGAGUCUCUGUGCGACUAUCUGGUCGAGCUGGACAACUCGCGCCACGUCAGCAUGACAGGGGUGAGAGGAAGCAUCCUGGAAGGAGCAGAUGCCCUGCGAGGGCACGACGAGGACGAAUGGGAGGUGUUGGCAUCCCUCCCGUUUGUGGACGCCCAGCGCUCCCCGGCUCUCUACCGAGCCUUCUUCAUCCCGGGCCUGUCCGAGAGGCUCGUCAACGCUGGUGCGUGCGACAGAAAUCACUUGUUUCUACAGCGCUGGGUGCUAAUGGCGGGUAACGAGAAGUACGUUCAAGCGACAAACGACGACGCGACCGUCAGUAAGCUAUCCUGCGUAACAAAGGGUUAUUUCCAGGACCCCUUUGUGAAGCUAUUCGUGCGCCGCCCCGCCAGGCGGUCCCCCGUCAUCCACCGAGGCUACUUUGCCCGCUGGGCUGCUCUCCAGCAGCUGGUCGACCAGUUCCUCUCCGUUAACAGAUCAGCUCAUAACGAGGAUAAGGCCAGAGCCCCUAGUCAAGGGGAGUCAAGAGAGUCAACGGGGGGUCCAGAUGUAGCUUUACAGAUCAUCUCCCUGGGAGCAGGCUUUGAUACCCUCUUCUUCAGACUCCAAACAGAGGGCAGAACCCCCCAUAGGUUCAUUGAAGUGGACUUUCAAGAGGUGGUCGCAAAAAAGGCAGCUAUAAUCAACGCCAAGCCGGAGUUGGCAGCAUGCCUGGGACCUGACGUCGACUCAAAGCUAGAGGGUGCUGUUCUGCGCUCCUCCAAUGGCUACUCCCUCGUGUCGGCCGAUUUGAGAGACACUGAUAAGCUGCAAGAGGCGCUUGCAGCAGCUGGAGCCGAGUUCGGGCCCAACACAGCAACGUUAUUCCUCUGCGAGUGUGUGCUCAUCUACAUGGACGCGCCCAGCAGCCACAAGCUCGUGGCGUGGGCGGCAGAGAAGUUUGGCACGGCGGCGUUUGUCGUCUACGAGCAGAUCCGCCCCGACGAUGCAUUCGGGCAGCAGAUGAUCCAAAACCUCGAGGCUCGGGGCUGCCCUCUCCUUGGUAUCAGAGCGACACCAACACUAGAAGCAAAGGAGAAGAGGUUCCUCGACGGUGGCUUUGAGAGAAGCAAGGCAGUGGAUAUGGACGUGAUGAUAUACUCACACCCCAUUGAUGGUUCACGUGCUACACGAUAG
This is a messenger RNA of Closterium sp. NIES-65, 2175 nucleotides long. The record is from the annotation of a GenBank genome assembly. NCBI's taxonomy places the organism in Eukaryota, Viridiplantae, Streptophyta, Zygnematophyceae, Desmidiales, Closteriaceae.